CAUUCGUCGCAGCGCGGCACAAGCGGUAAAACAAGCCGUCUGAUAUUUAAGCGUGAAUUCUCGUCGAAGUAGUGUUACAUCGAACAGUUUACUGGCUAUCGGUUCGCCCCUCGAUCUGAUCGAUAACACAAUCAUCGUCAGACAAAUGAAGCGAAAGACGAAGCUCUGCUUGAUCCUGUCCCUUCUGGCUGUUCUGAUAGACAGCCAGGUGGAAGGAAGGAUUUUGACGCAGUGUGAAGCCGUGCAGGAGCUUCAACGAGCUAAAGUCCAAAGAAGCUUAAUCAGCAACUGGGUCUGCUUGAUGGAGAGCGAAAGUGGAUUGAACACACAACUGAUCACUGGUCCGAAGACUGCCUCCAGCUACAGUUAUGGAAUCUUUCAGAUAAAUAGCGCCAAAUGGUGUUCCAGAGGACACAGCGGAGGAAUUUGUAAUAAACGUUGCGAGGAUUUCGCCAACGACGAUAUCACAGAUGACAUCGAGUGCGCCAAGAAGAUUCAAAGUAUGGAAGGAUUCAAGGCGUGGGAUGGCUGGAUGAAGAAAUGCAAGAACAAACCUCUGCCUAAUAUUGGAAACUGCAAACGACGUCGACGACGACGACGUGUGACAGUAUGAUUGAAUUUUUUUCUUUGAAUCAGCGUGUACUGUGAUAAAACGAUUGUCAUAGUAUCGCGUCACUGGGGUUCAUGAACUAUUAGGUGUUGGUUGCUAUAAACAUAUAUCAUGUAUAGUCUGUCUGAUGUAAGGCUGUUAUUCCUAUCAGCACCACCAUUCAUCGCGACCGAUUGCGUAUAUAGAACGAUGAAGUUUUAUAAUAACUGCAAGUCGUGAUUCGUGAAUGGGAUCACAGGUCACUCUAGUGCGACGUAUAUUGGUGCUUAUAAGUAUGUGGACAGUUUGAUUGAUUUAGAAUAACGAUAUGUUACUCUAGAUUUUUAGGAAAAUGUAUAAAUUAACGAUGAACUGGAAUUUAGGAACAUUGCUCGCUACAUUUUUAUGGCAUCGCCAAGCUAUAAAUUUGAAUCGCCUAUUGAGAAACAACAAUAAUAUAUUUUAUUACUUAUUGUUGGAAUAUAUACUGCUACAUAAAUUUGCCUUUUAAAUAACGAUAGGUAUAUUAACUUCAGGGCUCUCUUGCACAAUAAUUUAUCGACGAAUAGCAUUUUGCAAAUUGGCAAGUCACAAGUUGCAUGCCGUACACUUUUCUUAAGGAUUUUCUAAUUUUUCAUCAAAAAGAAGAAUCAGGUGGCCUAUAAUCUACAAAACUCUCGGGUAAGAUAUCAUUCAGCUUAUCAUUAAACUCGUUGCUAUAAAAAGCGGAUAUUUGGUGAUAUUGUAUUGUCACUUGUGACUUGUAAAAUUAAUAUAAUAGUUCAAUUAUGCAGGAGGGGCAAGAACUUUAUCUAUCGAUUUAGAACACUCUUCUUAAUCUGUUUUAUAAUUUCAAGAUUAAGGAACGAAGUGAAGAUUACCAUCCGAAGAUGAGUUUGACAAACGAUAAAAUAACUCUAUAAGGUUUGACAACUACAAUGUAAAUUUUAUUAUACUAUCUUUCGAAAAUCAGUUUAAUCGGUUCAAGAUAGACAUGCUAGUUAUAAAUAUUAGAAUCGUUCAAGUUCGAUUUGUUCGUGAUCUUUCAAUCAAAUCAAAUGUCUGGAUACUUCUAAGCGGUUAUCAAUAUAGUCUAGUGAACAUUUUACUGAUAACAGCGAAGAAAUUAUACAUCUAUGUAUCUGCUUUGAUAUGUGUAUCUGUGAAUUUAUGAUGGAUGAAGAAAUAUACGUGUCUAUAAUCGUAAAUUAAA
Molecule: messenger RNA, 1802 nt
Organism: Bombus pyrosoma
Lineage: Eukaryota; Metazoa; Arthropoda; Insecta; Hymenoptera; Apidae
Product: lysozyme-like
Exons: 1
Coding region: 146-613 (155 amino acids)
Source: RefSeq, a predicted model, not a curated record